ACCUUUGACCUCUUUAAUAUUGUUUGGUUCCCCAGCUAUUCAGAAACAACAGAAAUUGUCAGAGAAAGGAAUUCCUGAACAGUUAGCGUGAGGUAGUGAGAUAACAACAACAGGAAGUCAGCACAGCAUCGCCACAAGGAGCACGACUAUAUAGUCUGUGACUGUCGUUAGUGCGAGAAACAGGAAGGAGAAAGACCGAGAAGCAUGAUGGCUGAAUUCAGAUGGAUUCAUUUAUCAGUGAUACUAAUGCUUCAAUUAACAGGAGCACAUAGUGGAGAUCUUUUGCUCUCCUUCACUGUCAGAGAUGGAGAUAAAGUCACUUUGCCAUGUAAAAAUGUGAUCAACAAUCAUCACAACUGUGACACUACCACCUGGCUCUUCAUUGAUUCAAGAGGAAAAGCAGCAGUAGAGCUGGUUAAUCUUGGACAGAUCAAAGAAAAAGCCAAAUCAGACAGACUGAGUGUUACAGCAGAAUGCUCACUGGUUAUAAAGAAGGUCACAGCUGAGGAUGUUGGUCGUUACACCUGCAGACAGUUUAGAGGCAAUCCAGGAAAACAGCAAGGUCUAGAUGCUGUGGUUCAUCUGUCUGUUGUCAUCGUGACAGAACAGAAGAAAGCUGAUCAGCUGACUUUAAACUGCUCUGUGCAGGUAUAUGGACGGUGUAAAUACAAAGUGAAGUGGAUCCAUAACAGUGUUGCUCUGGACAGAGAUCACUCAAAAUUUAAAACAUCACAGUCUUCCUGCUCUGCUACUGUGACUUUUCUGAAACUUCAGUAUAGUCAGAUAUCAAGUUCUGACUUUAAGUGUAACAUAACAACAGAAGAAAACAAAAAGCAGCUUUUUACCUUCAGUACUCGGUCAUCAGUAACAUCAGCAACAACAGCAAAAACAACAACAAGAAAAACAACAACAACAACAGCAGCACCACCACAGUCUGAUAACCCAGGUGCAGCUCUGGUGUGGCCGUACAUCCUCGUGGCUGUUAUUUCAGCAGCACUUUUAAUCUUUGCUGUGAAACUGAUUGUACUGAAGAGAGGGAACAAAACACAAGCCAAUGAAAAUGUGGAUCAUGAAGAUGGUGUUUCCUACAUCUCCAUCAGCUACACCAACAAGGCUUACAGUGAAAACAAAGUUUGGGGUAAAUGUGACAGCGAUGAGAUAGUUACCUACUCCACUGUGAAAGCUUCCUCCACAGAUCCCAGCAGCCUCUAUGCUACCAUAAAGUAAACAAAAAGGAAACUUAAUCAUCAGGUCAUUGCUUCUGUGAAAAAGCUUCGUCUCUAUAAGAAUUAUCGGUUUGCUCAGUUUAAAAGGAGGAAGCAGCUGUGUGAGUGUUUAAAAAGCAGAAUUUGUGACACAUUUUGUUUUGUAACAUUUGCAAGGCUUUCAUUUUUAUUUUAUCUUUUGUUCAAAGUUUUGAAAUGAUGUACAUAGAUGUUUUUAUUUUGCUAUUUGCCUGUAAAUUUUCUAUAACUUUCUAUUUCUA
Oreochromis niloticus (Nile tilapia) is the source of this 1486-nucleotide messenger RNA. RefSeq lists its product as uncharacterized. Lineage: Eukaryota; Metazoa; Chordata; Actinopteri; Cichliformes; Cichlidae. Bases 205 to 1227 code for a protein of 340 amino acids. Gene Ontology annotation, molecular function: MHC class II protein binding; protein tyrosine kinase binding. The transcript is spliced from 8 exons. Gene Ontology annotation, cellular component: membrane raft; external side of plasma membrane. Gene Ontology annotation, biological process: T cell activation; positive regulation of ERK1 and ERK2 cascade; interleukin-15-mediated signaling pathway. The record is from RefSeq and is a predicted model, not a curated record.